Messenger RNA from Vespula pensylvanica (western yellowjacket), 1599 nucleotides. RefSeq lists its product as uncharacterized. Lineage: Eukaryota; Metazoa; Arthropoda; Insecta; Hymenoptera; Vespidae. The transcript has a single exon. Bases 323 to 1519 code for a protein of 398 amino acids. The record is from RefSeq and is a predicted model, not a curated record.
CACACGCGCGCCUGCACGCACGAAUUGUCGCUUUAUUUCUUAUCAAAUAUAUGUUAGGCUAUAGGAAGUAAGAUAAAAAUACCACUUCCUUUGGCUUAUUUAGAUAUGGUUUGAAGGAUAGUUCCUUGACUUAGUGCUCGUAAAUUCAAGUAUAAUAUCAACUGUAACAUCACUGUGUAAAUAUCUAUUAGAAAUAGGGUUUCUCUAUAAUUGUUAAAACAGUGUGGUGUAUUUGUGAACUAGUAAUUAAAUUUUUUAAUUCAUAAAGAAUUGCAUAAAAAAAAACUUCAAGAAAUACAUGUUCAUAAUUGAAUGAAACAUAAUGACUAACAAACUUGCUUUUAAACAUAAAAAUUCAUUGGCUUUAAAUGAAAAAAAAAUUAUAUCACAAGAAAAUGGAUCAAAAAGUUCUCAUUUAUGUUUUAAGCCAUUUGGAGUAUCAACUUUUUUAAUUAUUACAUGUUGCACUUUUGUGGGAUUUUGGUUUAUCAUAUGCCCAUUGACAUGGGCACUAUGUUACUCAUCUUUCAUUGCUCGCGGUUGGCCUACAUUCUGGCCCAUUAUAUUUUGGAUAGUAGCAUUAAUAAUUUGGAUUUUUAUUAUGAUAUUUUUAAUAAGUAUUUGGAAAUAUAUAAAAGGUAAACAGAAUGUUAAUAUAAAAAAAAGAUCAUAUGGAUCAGACAGCACAAAUCCUUAUCCUUCAGAUUCAUUAGGAGAAAAUAUUCAAUCAGUGAUAGCUAAGGAUAAAAGCAAUGAUAAAACAGUAAUGGAUUUUGAUUUAUCAUCAAAAGAUUAUGAUAAGAAAAGUAUCAAUAAUUCCAAAGCAAUUGGCGAUGCAAUCCAAAAAGAUUCAAAAAGAAAAAAUGUUCUUCCACCUUUAGCAAUCCAUAGAAAAUUGUCAAAAAACAGCAUUGAAAAUGUUAAUGUAGUAACUACAGAAAAAUUGCAAGAAAAAGAUGAUGAUAAAGAAUUACAAAUAGAGGAUAUACAAGAGACUAAUGUUAAUAGAAAUUCUAUAAAGGAUUAUUUAAAAUUAGUAACGGUCACUCCAUCAGAAGAAGAUAAAAAUAUUAUAUCACCAAAGACACCGAUGUCUCCAAGAGAUUUAUUUUUUAUUGAUAUGAUAAGAGAGGCAGAAAAAGCAGAGAAAAAUAAAGAAAAUAGACAAGAAGAUUUCAGCAAGAGACAUUCACGGUUUUUUCCAGAAAAUACAAUAGCAUCAAUGAUAGAUUCUAUUGAUAGAAAAAAUAAUUCUGCUGAUAAAAAUAGUAAAAAAGAUGAUUUUGAUAAAGAUAAUAAAGGCGAUGAAAAAGUUGAGAGAGAAUUGAAUUACUUUAUUGCAGACGUAGAAAGUCCGAAAAACGAGAAAACUGAAGUAUUUAUAGAAAUUAAUAAAACUUUAGAACCUGAUUGCAAAAAAGAAUCUGUAGAUUUUUGUAUAGUUAAAAUGAAUGAAAACAAUCCAAUACCUAUAACUGAAAUUAAAUCUCCAGAGGAAGAUGGUUUAAAAAAAAAAUAGAGAUAUAUAAAAUGUAGACUUAUUUAUUUGUAGAUUUUUAUUUUUAGUUUUAUAAUUGAGAUUAAAUUUAUUCUAAUUAU